This is a messenger RNA of Octopus sinensis (East Asian common octopus), 1172 nucleotides long. Its product is annotated as MARVEL domain-containing protein 1-like. NCBI's taxonomy places the organism in Eukaryota, Metazoa, Mollusca, Cephalopoda, Octopoda, Octopodidae. Gene Ontology annotation, cellular component: membrane. The transcript is spliced from 5 exons. The coding region runs from base 167 to 712 and encodes 181 amino acids. The record is from RefSeq and is a predicted model, not a curated record.
ACAGGUCUUUCCGUGACUGAGUUUUGUGAUUCUACCUGCCACUGGAAGCCCAAAUUCUUUGCCAAUCGUGCAUGGUUUCUUAGCAUUUCCUCAAUCAGUAGCACAGAAUUUACUCUCCGUCAUCACCUCACACCAGUUGCUCUAGUAAGAACUAUAUUCAGAGAGUAUGGAGACUUACGGACACACCACCACCUCCACCACAACAAGCACCACCACCACUGUUGCUAUAGGACCGGAUAUAAGUUAUGCCAAAAGUCUACGGGGUAUUCUAAAACUUGCUGAAAUCUUUAUUUCAAUCUUGACUCUCAUCUGUGCUUCAGUAGCCAUUCAAUAUGCAAUUGCAGGUGUCGGCUGGGUGCAGUUUGUUGCCGUGGUUACGUUUAUUAUCUUCAUCACUUUCUUCUUGCUGCAUUUCUUGCACAUUUUUGCCAGGAUACCAGCACCUAUGUUAUUAAUUGAAUUUGCUGUCUACGUGGGGUCAUGUGUCUGCAUAUUCAUUGCAGCCGUAGUUGCAGCUUGUUAUGGGUUUGUCCCAUCACUUGGUGCAGCGGCCUUCUUCCUGUUUGCCACACUGGCUGUCGCCGCCUACGAGUGCGUCUACCUGUACCGAGACUACAAGGGAGCCAGGCAUCCCUCGGCUGCCUCUCCAGACAUGGCCAACGUGGAGAGCACCACCACAACGACCACUUAUGAAACUCGGCCACAGUACUGAGGAGCGGGAGUGGGAGGAGGAGGAUGAGGAUGAUGAGGAGGAGGAUGAGCUCCUUGUCCACACUUCAUCGAACUAUGUCGAUACUGAUGAUGACAUUGAAAAAAAAAAUGAGCAUUAAUAAUAAUUAUAAUGAUGAUAAUAAUAAUAAUAAUAAUAAUGAUACUUAAAAUAAUAAUGAUAAUUAAUUAUAAUGUCUCCUUGGCAACUGUAAACAAAGAUAACCAUCUCUCACUUCUUUUCUCCUCAUACAAUUCUCCCCCCACCCCCACCCCCCACCACCCCGCUGCCCCUACUUUGACUCGAACAAGAACUACCUGUCCCCCGACCCUUGCCCCCGACCCUUGCCCCCGACCCUUGCCCCCGACCUUUGGCCUGUUGUUGUUGUUCUAGUCCUUGCCCUCUCUCGCUGUCCCUUCUCAUCAUGACCAUCACUAAUGACGCAUGAUGUUCUGAGGACCGG